Quercus lobata is the source of this 429-nucleotide messenger RNA. RefSeq names its product mitochondrial inner membrane protease subunit 1-like. NCBI's taxonomy places the organism in Eukaryota, Viridiplantae, Streptophyta, Magnoliopsida, Fagales, Fagaceae. The transcript is spliced from 4 exons. Gene Ontology annotation, molecular function: serine-type endopeptidase activity. The coding region runs from base 1 to 429 and encodes 142 amino acids. The record is from RefSeq and is a predicted model, not a curated record. Gene Ontology annotation, cellular component: membrane; mitochondrial inner membrane peptidase complex.
AUGAUAAUAAUUGAGUGGUUGCAGGCCUAUGGUCCCAGCAUGGUCCCGACCUUCAAUCUAACUGGUGAUAUGUUCCUGGCGGAGCGGCUCUCCAUCAAAUUUGGCAAAGUGGGCCCCGGAAAUAUCAUCCUUUUACGCUCUCCUGAAUUUCCUCGAAAAGUCAUGGUGAAGCGCUUAUUGGGAUUGGAGUCUCAUUCUGUCACCUAUGUUAUUGAACCCAUGAAAAGUGAUAGAUGUGACACUAUCGGGGUUCCAAAGGGACAUGUUUGGGUAGAGGGAGACAACAUCUAUAAUUCCAGAGAUUCAAGACAAUUUGGUCAUGUUCCCUAUGGCCUCCUUGAAGGCAAAGUAUUCUGUAAGAUAUGGCCUUCUAAAGAAUUUGGAUCACUGAUGAAGAGCGGAAUGAAGGAUCCAGAUUCAUACUCUUAA